UAUUAAGCACUUUAUAAAUGUUAGAUAAGAGAUUAUAAACCUGUGACAUUCACAUGGAAUAGCAAUGAACUGCAUUACAUUUUAAUAAAUACUUUUAGUGGAUCAUGUGAUUAACAAUUGCUUAAUUAAUUAAUUGCUUAAUUUGAUUAAGCAAUUUUAUAGGAAUUGUGUGAAUUGGUUGUCAUAGACUGAGUCGGUGAAGAAAAAUUGUAAUUGUGUGUUGAAGUAAAGUUCUUUUCAUCUCUGAAUUAAUAGUGAAAGUCAGUGGGGGAAAUAAUUGUUACCUUAUUUAUAAACAACUCACGUAUGUAGUGAGGUAAGUUUUACUCAAUUUUAUCAGUUUCUCUUAUUGACUGAAGCAUUACUCUAGGGUGUUUUCCCCUAGGUUGUUUUUACUGUACACUUUUAAAUAGGCAUUCACAGAAUUGAGUUUCAUUACCAUGAUUUAAAGUCUUCUAUUUAGAUAAAGCAUUUGUUUAAUUUUACAAAUAUCAACGUGCUUGUGUUAAUAUUUUGUUUACUUUUUUCCUUGUGUAAUGGAUGCCUUUUAUACCUGUCUCUUCUAUUCUUUCCCAUUUAUACAGAUUUUUCUUAGAAUGCUCUUCCUCUGCAAGUAAUUCUUAUAGCAUUUUCUGCCAUUGUAGUAUAGCACUUCCCAAGUAACAUUGCAGUUGUAUAGGGUUUUGUUUAUUUGCUUAUCUGAUUAUCAUACUAGAUUUUAAGUUUCUUAAGGAUAAGGAGACUGCCUUAGCAGUCUUUUUCUUGCCAGCAACUAUCCAAGCUUUUAUGCCAAGUGGGUACUUACGUUGUUGGAUAAAGUGUACUUUAUAAAUAACUCUAUUUAACUGCAGAAUUUGCAGUACAGUAAUCUUUAAAAUUAACCUUUUGUUGUUAUUACUCAUGUUGCAUAGUAUUUCCCUUAUGUUUCUUGCCUUCUACUAUCUGGUCAAAAUCAGAAUUUGCAGUACUAUAGUACUAAAAGUUCAGUGGAUUCUAAACUUGGUGACAUUUGUAUCCUCAUCAGUCUUUUUUCUUAGAUUCUUCUUUCCUAUUCUGUUGAUAUAACCCUAGUUCUGGUCCUGAAAAAUACUGUGUUCCUUCUUUAGUCAGAUUUGUAGAUAGUAGUAGAUAGGAAUAGUUGUUACUAAUUUUGCUUAAUAUCCUUUUUUUAAGUUUGUUUUUGUUUUUUUAAGUUUAUUUAUUUAUUUUGAGAGAGAGAGAGAAAGUGUGCAUGUGAGCUAGGGAAGGGCAGAGAGAGGGAGACAGAGGAUCCAAAACAGGCUCUGUGCUGUUAGCAAGAAGCUUGACAUGGGGCUCGAUCCCACAAACUGUGAGAUCAUGACCUGAGCUGAAAUCCAGAGGUGGACUGCUUAACCGGAGCCACCCAGGUGCCCCAAUUUUGCUUAAUAUUCUUGUCCUAAUAGCUCAGAAAUGGUUAUUUGGUAGUUCUUUAAUGACAGGGCAAACUAUUCUCUUUUUUUUAUGGCCAGUUGUUGAAUUGCAUACCAAUGAGCCAUGUAGGUCUAGGUAAUCAUCUACUAAUUUGCUGACCUUUAGAGUGUAUUAUUUUCUUGUAAGCUAUAAAUCACUUGAGGUCAAAAGUUGGAGUCUCUUACAAUGCAUUUUUACAGACCUGAAACUUGUGGUACAUGUGUUCCAGGAAAGGCAAUUGACUAAAGGAUUGACACUCAAGAUUAAAGGGAAUGGAGAAAAUCUAUAUGGGAUAGGUAUAGAAAUAAUGUAUCUAGAAAGCAAAGGAAUAGUCAUGAGAGUUUGAUUAAUUGGGAUUCUUUAAGAGUUUGUCAUUGUGCAUUAUUAACAUGAUGAAAGACUCAGUGCUAUCAAAAUUGUGAACCUGACUUCUGUAUUUUAAAGUGUAGGUGGUCCCAUUUGGAAGUUUUUCUUAUUAUUGCUCUUACUCUUUUUGUUGUUAUUGCUGUUAAAUGUUUAUCUAUUUUGAGAGAGAGAGAGAGAGAGGAAGAGAGAGAAUCCCAAGUAGGCUCUGCAUGCAGAGCCCAAUGUGGGGCUCAAUCUCACAAACCUCGAGAUCAUAACUUGAGUGGAAACCAAGAGUCAGACACUUAACUGUCCAAGCCACUGAGGUACCCCUUAUUGCUCUUAUUCCUAUGGUUUCCUCUCAUUUUUAGGUAAAGAUGUUAUAUAGUCAUUACUGUGUGGUAGAGGCAGUUCUGAGUAUGAGUCUUGCUCAUAUUGAUGGUUUAAGUUCUUUAUUUAGGAAUUUUUUUUUCUUUUAGGAAUUCUUAUUUUAUUGUUUAUGAAAUUGUUUAGGGCCUUAGGGAUAAUAUUUUUAUUACUUCUUUCUGGGAAAAGAUUCCAGAACUCUUGAAAGGGCUUUGUUGGUGCUGUAAACUUUUAUAGACUUUAAGAAAGUAGUUGUAAUUAAAAGUUUCUGUGGUUUUUUUUUUCUUUCAAAAGGUAAUAUCUUUGUGUUUUUCCUCCAAAUUAUAAAAGUAACACAUUUAUUUUGGUCAGCAUUUUGUAAGUUAUCCAAAUAGUACAGAAGUACAAGUAGAAAGUAAAACCUGAGAGGUAUGUUAUCUUUACUUUUCAGAGAUAUUAAGUGAAAACGGUAUUGUGUAUAUUCUUCUAGAUUUUUUGUUAAUAACUUUAUAAACAUCUUUUAUUUUUUCUUUUAAGUUUUUAUUUAUUUGUUUUGAGAGAGCAUGUGGGAGGGGCGGAGAGAGAGGGAGAGAGAGAGAAUCCCAAGCAGGCUCUGCACUGUCAGCAUGGAGCCCGAUGCGGGGCUUGAACUCCUGAACCAGGAGAUCAUGACCUGAACUGAAAUCAAGAGUCAGAUGCCCAACUGACUGAGCCACUCACGUGCCCACAUAAACAUCUUUUAUGUGCAUUUGUAAAAAUGGUAUGAAAUGUAAACACCAUUCUGAAGCUAUCUUUAUUCACUUGCUUUUGUUCCAUGUCAGUUCAUACAGAGCUUCAAUCUCUAGCAGCCACAUUAAAUUUUUUUUUAAUUAAAAAAAAAAUUUUUAAAGGAACAGUUAGUGGCAAUAUAAUAAUAUAUUUUAUUUAACAUAAUGUAUAAAAUAUUACCAUUUCCACAUAUAUUAAAAAUAAUGAGAUGUUUUACAUCCAUUUUUUUUUCCAUAUGGAGUCUUUGAAAUUCGGUGUGUAUUUUACACUGAUGGCACAUCUUGAUUAGAAUGAUAAAUUUUCAGGGGUGCCUGGUGGCUCAGUUGGUUAAACAUCUGACUUUGGCUCAGGUCAUGAUCUCACAGUUUGUGGGUUCGAGCCCUGCAUCAGGCUCUGUGCUGACAGCUCAGUGCCUGGAGCCUGCUUUGGAUUCUGUGUCUCCUCUCUCUCUGCCCCUCCCUUGCUUACACUCUGUCUCUCAGAAAUAAACAUUUAAAAAAAUUUACAGAAUGAUAAAUUUUCAUUGGAAAUACUUGAUCUAUAUUUAGGUUUUAUUAUAUUUAUAGUUGAAAACAUAGAUUAACAUACCCAGAUUAUUCCAAACAUACUUUAUAGGAUGAAUUUCUAGAAAAAGUAUUAAUAGAUCAUAGGAUUAUUUAAAAAUUAAAAAAAAAAUUUUUUUAACAUACAUUCAAUUUUGAGAGACAGAACAUGAGUGGGGGAGGGGCAGAGAGAGAGAGAGAGAGGGAGACACAGAAUCCAAAGCAGGCUCCACGCUCUGAGCUAUCAGCACAAAGCUGGGUUUGGGGCUCAAACCCACGAACCGUGAAAUCUUGACCCGAGCCGAAGUUGAACACUUAACCAGCUGAGCCACCCAGGUGCUCCUGGUUUAUUUAAAAUUUUUGGUAGACUUUGCAAAAUUGUUCUUCAUAAUAUUGUACUGUCUUAUAGAGUCAGCAGUACACAAUGUCUGUUUUCCUAUGUUUCCAACACUGAAGAUGAUUGGUUACUCACACAGAAACUUUUUACCAAGGUAAAUAUUUUUACAUAUUUAUACUACUUGUUUUUCUUCCUACUUGUUGGAAGAAAAGGGUCACUCACUAUAAAUGUUUCCUUGCGGAGAACAACAAAAAGCAGGCUCAGAAGUCAUAAAAAGCUGUGAGGAAUUAAGGUUGGGUGCAAGGAUGCAAAAGAAUAACACAAAGAAGAUUUAAUCUGCUCUAGUACCAAGUAAAUCAAGGUCUUAAAAAAUUUACCCCGACGUGCCCUUUCUUAGGAAGCUUUUGGAAGUCUCUCAAGGAGAAGGAAGUAGAUGAAGAAAGAGGAGAGAGGUGAGGAAAAUUUCUUAGAAUAUGGAUACAUGAAUGAAGAUGACUUAGAGAAUAAAUUCAGAUUGGAGCAUGUUUUUGUCGGAUCCCAUGCAGAAAACAGAUGACAAAAUCAACCUGAGUAAUGGAAGAGAGUUUUAAUGAAGGGACUAUUUAAAAGAUGUGGGGUGAAUUAAGGGAACCAAGAAGUAUCCCAGCGUUAGCAACAGCCGGCUGCCUACUAAGCUUAGGCCUGAAUGGGCCAGGGAGGGAGCAGUACAGGAAUUUACUAGAGCUGCUACUGUAAGUCCAGGAGCCACCUAGUGGGAACUGUGGCCUUAGAGGAAGGUAACCCCUGCCAUAUCACAGGAGAAAGGUGAGGGUAUAAAGAACCCAAUCCUCUCUCCUCCCUCCCAAUGGGUACUUUGCCCUAGCUGAGCCCACUGGAAGCCAGAAGAUAAGAAAACAUGGUAAUGCAGUCUGUAGAGGUCAGCCUUCUUAGACCUGGAGUAGAUGGAGAAGGGUGAGUGAAUCUGGGCAAAAAGAAAAUAUCCAGCUUAGAGCUAGAGAAUGAAGGGCUCCAGGAAGGAGAUGACUAUAAAGCAAGAAAGAAACUAAUAGGUUACCUGAUUUAUUUGAAUGUGUACAUUAAAGAGUAAAUUGAUUCUUUUACCAGAACACAUGGAAAUGUAUUAGGGAUUUAAAAAGGAAAAUAUAACUUAUGGGGAGAAGAAAAUGUAUAAAUAAAUGCUACAGCAGGGACAUAGAUUAAGUACCCUAGAAGUGUAGGUUGUGGAUUUGAGCAGGCAGGAAUAAGGAAAAUUUCAUAAGACUCUUAAUGGUAGAGGAAAAUUUUAACAGAUAAGGAGUUGAACAGGAGGAUUUUUUUCCCCCCUGGAUGUAAGAAAUAAUAUGUAAAAAGCCGUGGAGGUGGGAAAUUGCAGGGCUUGUAUUAGAAAUAGCAGGUAGUUUUGGAAGAUAAGGGAGGGAGAAAUAGAGUGGGGAAGGUAUUUUAGAACUAAUUCAAGGGAGCCAUGUGAAUGACAGGCUAAGGAACUUGAAAUGGUCUCCAGAAGUUGUUAAAGUACCCUGGAGUCAAACAAUUCAGUUUGAGGCCCACCUGUGCCAUUUAGUUUUUGACAUUGGACAAUUUAGUGUCUUUACUAAGCUAAGUUACAAAAUUCGGCAAGAAGAUGGUUGUGAGGGUAAAAUGAAAUAAUGCAGGCUAGGUGUUUAGCACAGUGAAUGAAUGAUACACAGUAAACGCUUGGUAAACAGUAGCUGAAGAGAAGGGAAUGGCAACAAAAAAACUUUUGAAAAGGGACACUCAUGAUAAUAGGUGUGCUUCAGGAGAAUUUAUUUAGUACAGUUGACCCUUGGACAACACAGGUUUGAACUGCAUGGGUCCACUUACUUAUGAGGGUUUUCUUCUUUUCCUUAAAUACAGUACAGCUCUAUAAAUGUAUUAUCUUAUUAUGAUUUUCUUAGCAACACUUUCUUUUCUUUAUUUUAGAGCUAGAGAAUAUAGUAUAUAAUACAUAUGACGUACAAAAUACUUGGUAAUCAACUGUUUAUAUUAUCAGUAAGGUUUCCUGUCAACAGUAGGCUGUUAGUAGUUUAUGACUCCUAACCCCCAUGUUAUUCAAGGGUCAACUGUGUAAAGUGAGUGGCAACUAGAAAGACCAAGAUUGGGGCGACUUAAGUUCAUAGAAUAACCCACGAAAGAGAUAAUGUGAAUAUGAUUUAAGGUAGUGGUAUGAGAAUGGAGAAGCUAAGGGUAUAUGUGUGAGAUAUUAUGGAAGGAGAAUUGAUGUGUUGGUGUAAUUAAUUAUUAACAUAUUUAGGGAUAUUACAGUUAUGAUUCUUAGUACUUAAAUUUGCACCCAGGGACAGCUAAUUUAUCUGACAAGACUAAUCUGUCAAGUCUGUCUUAUUUUUAUGGUAUUCAUUUUUCAAGCUAUAAAUUAAUAUUAAAAAGUUUGUCAUGGUAGGACAUGUGGCUCAGUUUGGCAGCACAUACUGAAAUUGGAGCAAUACAGAGUAGAGAAUAACAUUGUUUAAAUGUCACUAGGAAACUGAAGUGUUUGUAGCUUAAUUUUAGUUUUCAAAUGAGGAGAGAAGUUUCUAUGAAUUUUUACCAUUUCUCUACUUGACGACCUCUCCUCUGCUGAGUGUUUAGAAACUUUGAGCAAUAGAUGUCAUGCUACCACAGUCUGGUACUUGUAGUCUGUUAACAUAUAAGCGAAAUUAAUUACUGGGUUAAAAUUUGUUUUAUGAAGCAGUCAGUUGAAAAGACGAAUUCUCUCCAAUCAUAUUUUAAAAGUGAAAGAAUGAUGUAAUUAUGUGAGUUUUGAAUGAAGUAUGUAGUCAGUGUAGUAUCAUCUUAUAGAGAUGUAACUAACAAUGGACUGUGGAUCCACACAAGAGUUCACUGAUGUGGAUUUUAGUUCCUGUUCUGUUACUUGUAGCUCUGUGACUUAACUUGCUGUGCCUCCACAUCUUCUGGAAGAUGUGUAGAUAUCCAACCUGCUUACCUUUCAGGCAAACUGGAGCUCAAAUGAGAUAAUGUACUUGAAUUUAUUAUGGAAACUUGAAAAGCGUUACAAAUGUAUGAAUAUGUAAAUUACUUAUAAAUUUUCAUCUCUAGCUUGUCCUCUUUGGUUUCCCUGUCUAGCAUUAACAACCUGCCAAAAAUGCCCUUUUAAAAUGGAAUUUAUCUGGUGCCUGCGUGACUCGGUUAAACGUUGGACUCUUGGUUUCAUCUCAGGUCAUGAUCUCAGUUUGUGAGAUCAAGCCCCACAUCAGGCUCUGUGCUGACAGUGUGGAGCCUGCUUGGGAUUCUCUCUCUGCCCCUCCUCCCCUCCUCUCAUAAAUAAAUAAACUUUUAAAAAAAGUAAAAUGGAAUUUAUCAUCUUUCCAGUUCUCCCUAUCCUCCUCCUCUCCCUCUCAAGGAGAAAAACCUUGUUCUCUGAGUUCUUCUAUUUUAAGGUCCCAUAAUUUUUCCCAGGUUCAAUUGUCAUGCUCAGUAUUUUAGAAUUAUAUUUGGCUCCUGGUCUCCAAAUCCUACCAGAUCGUCCUUUGUAAUAACUAUUGUUUGAAGUUAUCCCUUUUUCAUUCCUUCUGCUACUUCCUUUAUCCUCCCAUGCAUCAAGUAUUAAAACAUUAUCUCUGUUGGCUCUUCUACUUACAUUUCCCCUGGUCAACUCUGGUUGUUACAGUGUAGAUGUAACUUUCUAAAGAGCCCAUUUUUGCUUUUUUUUUUUUUUUAAACUCAGAAACCCAUAGUUUCCCAUUGCUUACAGGAGAAAAUGCAAACAGUUUAGCUUAGCAUUCAGAGUCAACUCUGGCUUUAUCGUCUAUCUCUUACACUGGCUCUGUUCCUUAUCAAGACUGUCCUUAUUCUCCAACUAGGCCAUAUAUAUUCUUGAUUGGUAGCAAUAUGCUGAAAAGCCAUAAUGUUGCAAGUAAUUUUAUCCCACAUGUUUAAAAAUCCAUUUCUGGUCAUUUUAGAAAUGUUAUAAAUUACCUUUUGUCCUAAUAAUUUUUUAGAAACUUUCCUAACCUUUUGGACUCAUUUAAUCUUUUAUUACCAAGUUGUUGAAGGUGAUAAUGGGGAGUUCAAGUAACCAACCAUUUGAUAUCUUUGAUACUGUUUGGCUUUUAACCAAUUCCUGCUGUGAAUUCACCAUCUUAAAUGUCUCCAAAGACCUUCAACUUUGUGUUUGAUAUAAGCAAAUGGAGAAUUUUAUCACUGGAUUAAAAAAGAAAGCUGUCAGUAAUAAUUUCUGAGUUAAUACUUUGCAUGAAUAGCCCAAAUAUAUUUGAAUUUUAACUUGUAUUUACUUAGUGUUACAUAUAGCUAAAACUCCUCUGUGAAGACAGUGUAUGGACCAUUAAUUUCAUUCUGCAGGAUUUUUUAUAUAAUGUCAGUUUGUGAAUCGUUUUGAAUACACAAUGUAUAUGAAUAUACAUUGGUCUUUAAUUAUUUUGAGUUUCUUUCCAAAUGUUCUUUUUUCUAAAAAAAGUUGUUUGUUUGUUUUUUGUUGGUUUUUUUUUUUUUUUUUUAGAGAGCAUGCACAAACAGGGAAGAGGUAGAGAGAGAGGGAGAGACAGAAUGUCAAGCAGGCUCCAUGCUGUCAGCACAGAGCCCGACAUGAGGCCCAGACCCACAAACUGCGAGAUCACGACCUGAACUGAAAUCCAGAGUCGGACACUUAACUGAGCCACCCAGGCGCCCCUCCAAAUGUUCAUUUUUGCCACUUUUAUAUCUUCUUUGGUGAAGUGGUCAAGUCUCUUGCACUAUUUUUAAAAUUUGGAUUAUUUGAUAUGAGGGGUUAUGAGUAUUUAUAGUGGAUGUAAAUAAUUUGCAAAUAUUUCUUCCUCUUUCUAGGAUACCUUUUCAUUUUCUGAACAGUAUCUUCUAGUGGGAUAUUUUGGGGUGGCACAUUUUCCACCCUUCAGUGGAUUCUAAAAACCAUGCAGAAUGCACAGAUCUUGGCAACUGACUAGAUAAUAGGGCUUGAAAAAGAUAAAAAUCUUGGAGAUAGUGGAAUAACUAACAGCAGUAGGGAAGAAAUUGAAGUCAUUUAGGAUAUAUUGAAAUUGAGAUUCCUGGUGAUAUUCAUGUAGAAAUGUACUUUCUGUUCCCUCAACUUAGAACCCUUUAUUUCUGGAUCUUCCCACAGCUGACUCAUUUUUUUGUCAUUCAGGUCUCAGUGCAAAUAUCACCUCCUAAAAUAGGCCUUCCCUGGCCAUCUUAUCUAAUGUUGCAACCCCUUCUAAACAUCACACUGUUUAUUAUAUUACUGUUUCACUUUCUUUUUAGCUCUUUACCUGGAGUCAUCUUACCAUAUAUUUGCUCCUUAUUACCUAUCACUCUGCCAGAAAGAAAGCUCCAUUAGGACAGGAUCCUCUCCUGUCUUGGUCCAGUGUAGCAUAAAAGUUUCCCUCUCUGAAUUAACUGUGGUUCCUGACUUGUCAUAUUCCUUUGGAUCUUUUUGGAUCCUUCACUUCCCAUUCUUUCAGAGUCAUAAGCUAUUCUUAAUAUUUAAAGUUGAUUCAGGGGUGCCUGGGUGGCUCAGUCGAUUAAGUGUCCGACUUCAGCUCAGGUCAUGAUCUUAUGGUUCUUGAGUUCAAGCCUUGCAUCAGGAGUGGAACCUGCUUGGAAUUCUCUCUCCCUCUCUCUCUGCCCCUUUCCCACUUGCACACUCUCUCUUGCUCUCUCAAAAUAAAUAAGUAAACUAAAAAAGAAGUAAAAAUUAAGAAAAUAAAAAUAAAAUUGAUCCAGAAGUUAUAGUUAAAGAAAAAUAUAAAUUGCAUUUUUGUUUGAGCCUUAACCUAGAGGUCAGAAGGUUAUCAUUAAUAAUCUGUAAAGGGUCUUAUCAGUUAUGUUUACCUCUUUCUUCUCACUGAUUUCAGGUAAUUUGUAUUGAACUUUAAUUGAUGACCAGUAAAUAUAGGAGGACUUAAUUUUUACUACUUCAUACCAAGAAAUCCUAGCCAUCUGCAAACAGAAUUAGAUAUCUUAAUGAGUUAACAUUUCUCAGUCUCUCCCUCUAAAAAACACUGCAGACCUUUACACUUCAUUGUCCUCUGUUUUACAGAGUAAGAAAGUUAGCUUGAGUUCUGUGAAAAAACAGAGAAGAAAAGCUAAGAGGAUAGUAGACUAGUGCUUUCCAAUUUGCAUAACGUAAGUUCUUUUCACUAUUCUUGGCUUGAAUCUUCUGUUAGCUGACAAAGCUGUUUCUAUGGAAACAAAUAGUCCCAACUUCUUAGAAUGUUAGAGGAAUGCUGAUCACUUUAAAUGAGACUUCCCAGCUGCUAGUCAAAGGGCAUUACUUGUGGGAGUAGGGGAGGAAGGAUGAAUUGGAAAAAAAAAAAAAUUUUUUUUUUUUUUGAGUUCUGGACACUAGUGUAGACAACCAUCUUCAUAUUCCCCAGCUGUCACACAAAUGUUUCUCUUGGUGUGGAGUUUUCAGUGGGCCUCCAUCCCUGAGGCUAUUUCAGGCCUCCCAAUCUUAAUGAUUUGUAAUUAUUUGAAGCUUAUUUAGCUUCCUUUUACUCCCUUCUCCUAUAGCCAACUCACAUAAGCAAAGCUCUUUUUUCCCCUGCUGGUUUGAAGUUAGCAUUGAAACAACUUUGGCCUGCCAACCUGAAAGUUCAUUUUCUUGUUUUUUGGACUAUGUAAAGAUUUUUAACUUUUCUUUCUUUUUUCUUUUUUCUUUCAUGAGCACGGGUGUGAGCUGGGAGUCUGAUGAGGAUUUGAAAUGUGGGCUUUUGAGGCAUUUUAAAAACAAUUUAUGGGGCACCUGGGUGGUUCAGUCAGUUAAGCGUCUGACUUUGGCUCAGGUCAUGAUCUCACCUUUCAUGAGUUUGAGUCAAGCAUCAGGCUCACUGUUGUUGACACAGAGCCCGCUUCAUAUCUUCUGUCCCCCUCGCUUCCAUUCCUUCCCUCUCUCUCAAAAAUAAAAUAAAAUGUUAAAAAAGUAAAUAAAAAUAAAAAUAAUUUACAACUAGAAGAUUGAGAAGAGAGGAAUACUCUAAGGGCCAGGAAUUUGUAACUACAUUAUCUGCAUAAGGUGGUCUUUUAUUUACAUAUAAGGAGGUAAUUCUUUAUUUCAGUUAUUUACCAGUUUCUCAAUUGUCAAAGGACUUUCUCUUUUUCUUCCUUGUGUGUGUGUGUGUUUGUGUGUGUGUGUGUGUGUUUUGGAGAGGGAGAGUAUUAAUUCCUUUGGACUGCCACAUUUUAUUGUGUGUGUGUGUGUAUUUUGGAGGGGGAGAAUAUAAUUCCUUUGGGUUGUCACAUUUUAUUGAUGUGUAUUGACUACAUAUAUGAGCUGGAGUACAGUGUGUUUGAGAAUUAUGAUCUUGAUGCUAGAACCGUAGGAUGUAGCAUAAUGUUUCUUUGAUUCUGGAAUAACUUUUGAAACAUUCAUGGCCCUUAUGAAUUAACUUGUGAGCAUUACAAAGUCUUUUGGAGUGUUUGAUGAGAUCAUUAUUUAAUUGAGGUGGUCUAGAAAGGUUUCUUAAAGGAAAUGGGGGUUGAGGUAGAUCUUAAAGGCAGGAGAUGAAAGGAGAAGCAUAUCCUAUUUCUUAUUUCAUAAGGCACUUGGGCAGGAAGAAAAAAGAUAAGGGAUAGGCAUAAAAAGGAAGCUAACUUAGAAGGUUUAUGCAGGAAAAGUAGUAAAAGAUAGAAAGUUUGGAUUUACCUUGUGAGUUGGGACUCUGUUCUGUAGGCAAUAUGAAAGCCAUCAGAGGUAUUGAACAGAGGAGUGAUUUGCUCAAAUACUGAAAUAAGCAUUUAUUCCUUAUUAGAUAUCCCUUACUAGGUGAAUAAGACAGUGCAAUCACCUUGAAAUUAAUGUGUCCAAAACUAAACCCAUAUUACUCUUCAAUUUCUGUCCUCUUCUAUCUAAUUAUUCUCCUGUAUUCUCCAUCUUAAUGAUAUUUGCCACCUACUAACCCAAAGAUAGUUGUCCUGGAGUCAUACUGCUUGGGUUCCUAUUCUGAAGCCUUCCUGUUUGCUUGGCCCCUAUGCUGGGCAAUAUCAUGGAUCUAGAGAUAAGUCAGUGUGGUAUCUGACCUUGAAAUGCUUCUAGUCUGAUGGGGCAGACAGAGAUACAAAUAGCUGUAGUCUAGGUUGAUCAGAGAUGUGAUAGGAAUUGUGGGAUUCCAGAACAGGCAUAUAACCAGUUUGGGGAGGCCUAGAAAUUUGGACGAGGAUGUAUUUGAGACUUUUGAAAGGAGACUAGGCAGGGCACCUGGGUGGCUCAGUUUGUUAAACAUCUGACUUAGGCUCAGGUCAUGAUCUCACAGUUCCUGGGUUCAAGCUCUGCAUCAGACUCUGUGCUGACAGCUCAGAGCCUGGAUCCUGCUUCAGGCUCUGUGCCCCUCCCCUGCUCGCACCCUCUCUCUCUUCUCUCUCUCUCUCAAAAAUAAAUUUAAAAAAAUUAAAAAAUAUUAAAAGGAGAGUAGGAAAGGAUUAGAUCCUAAGUAGUCUGAUUCUGGAGCGUGUUUUCCUAACCAUUAUGUUGUCUUGGGUAACUGGGUAGGUAUAAUGGCAUUAAUUAAAAUUGAGAGUAGCAGAGGAGGAUUAAAGAGAAUAUGAGGGGAUUAAAGGGAAAGAAUGAGUAUAACUCUGGACGCAUUAAUUUCUAGAUCCCUGAGGACCUUUUGGUAGAUAGGCUAAUGGUCAGGAAUCCUAUCUGUAUAACUGUAUGUAGUACCUAGCCAAGAAUAAAUGCUUAUUUAUAUUUAUGUAUGAAUCACUCUUUUCUAAAUCUUUGAUGGCUUUCUUACUGUCUUGAGAAUUAAGGACUUUAUUUAAGACCUUCCUUAAGUUGGACCCAAGCAAACUUUCUAGCCACUAUUCUCUUGUACAAGCUGACUGCUUUAGUUCAACUAGCCUUAUUUGUACUUUUCCCACACCUUUUGUCUUCCAGUCUUUUUGUUCAUAUGGCCUCUUUUUUAUUUCUCCAUUUUAUCUUCAAGACCUACUUCCUCAUCUACAAAAUAGGCAUAUUUGGAACUGUAUUUAGAGUAGUAAUGAGGAUUACUAAAUGAAUGAAUACUGUGUAAAGUGUUUGCAAUAUUCUCCAGCAUGUAAGUGCUCAGUAAAUGUUAAAGUUGUAAUUGUUACUACUACUACUACUGCUACUGCUACUGUUGCUAUUACUACUUCUUUCUUCUCCUCUUCUCUUUCUUGACUCUUUUGGCUAUAUGAAAUAAAGACGCCAAUUUUUAGCAAUUCUAUAACCUAUAUAUUUUUUUAAUAUAACUUUUCUUCAUCACUUUCUUAAUUCAGUACCCCAUUUCUUACAGUUGCCUUCAAACUGGUCUCAUUACCACCCUUCAGUCUUGUACACUUCUACCAGAGUGAUAUUUCUGAAAAAGCGAAUGUGAUCAUUUCAGCUCUGCUUUAAAUCCUAUAAUAAUUCUUACUACUUUAAGGAUAAAGAUCAAAGUCUUUAGCUCUUAAAUUCUCUGGCCCCCUGCUUGCCUUUGCAGUUUUAUCAUUACUCAUGUAUGAUAUGCUCUCAUUGUCAAAUCCAGACUAUUGCAUUCUGUUCUGUUUUCUGCAAGUGCCAUAUUUUCAUACUCUUCAUUCUUAUUGGUCAUGUGAUUCCCUCUGCUUGGAACAGACUCUUCUUUUAAAGAUUUUUUUUUGGUGUUUUAUUUAUUUUUGAGGGAGAGACAGCACGUGAGUAGAGGAGGGGCAGAGAGAGAGAGGGAGACAAAGAAUUCAAAGCAGGCUCCAGACUCUGAGCACAGAGCUUGUGGGGCUUGAACCCACAAACUGCAAAAUCAUGACCUGAGCCGAAGUUGGACGCUCCACCAACUGAGCCACACAGGCACCCCUGGAACAGCUCUUCUAUCUGGCCAGUUUUUUGUUGUUCUUUGAAAUGUUGCUCAAAGAAAUGUAUCCUUAUGUUUUGCGUAUUUGCUGUGACUCCUUACCAUAUACUGAGUUUUAGAGUCUGUGGUCUGUGCGGUCCUCUGAAUUUCUGACAUUGUUACUUGAACAGGUAUUUACUGGGCAUUCUCUUUAUGAUAUGCGUUGUGUUAAGCACUAGGGAGUAUAAAAAUAAGACCAGACUCCUGUCUUUAAUGAAUUUAGAAUCUAAUGAGGAGAAACCAACUGGGGAAGAAUAAUCAUUCAUUUUCUUUGCUCUCUCUCCCAGUAGAAUGAACACUCCAAGGGAAAUGACCAAAAUGGAAUUUUAAAUGGAUUAAUAUCAGGUUGCAGAAAUUUUUCUGAGAGUAAGAGAUUAGAUUGAGAAAGACAAGUAUGCUAAUAGUCCAAGCAUGAAAACCCUGACCCAGAUCACCUGGCCCAGUCUCUCUUGCAUGAGCUAUAAUCACCCCCUCCCUGAUGAUCUGUUAUGGUGAAUAUGGACACAGCCUUACAAUUUUUAUGCUGAGAGUUUUAAUUUCAGAUCAUAAUUUUGUAGAAUAGCAUUAAGGCAAAAAUUACAUUAUUCAUUAUUAAAUUUGAUUUUUAAUAUCCAGUAAAUAUUAUAAUUAGAGGAAGAGUUCAGACUUUUAUUUUUCUGGAAAUAUGCAUACUCCUAAAUUUUUAAAAUCAAAAUUAAGUAUAGCACUACAGUAACUCCCACAUAAAUUUCUGCUUAGGUGUAAUGAGAACUUAAAUAGGCUGAAUUUGCAUUACAUAUAGUCAAUAUAUAAAACUUAAGAAUAGCCUAAUGUGGGGUGCCUGGGUGGCUCAGUUGGUUAGGCAUCUGAUUUUUGAUUUUGGCUCCUGUCGUGAUCUCAUGAUUCAUGGGUUCGAGCCCUACAAUGGGCUCUGUGCUGAGAGCACGGAGCCUGCUUGGGAUUCUUUCUCUUCCUUUCUCUCUGUCUGUGCCCUGGCCAUGCUUUCUCUGUCUCAAAAUAAAUAAAUAAAUAAGGAAAUAAAAUAGCCUAACAUAAUUCUGAUAGUUCUCAUCUUAAUGAAAAAGAAGGCAAUCUAAUUAUAAGGUGUUUAUGUGUAAGUCACAUAAUUAUAAAAAGAGAAGUUAAAAUUUGGAUAUAAGAAAAGUCUACCAAAAUUCUUGUGAAAAUGUAAUUCUGGUGACUUAUGUAGCUUGCAUCUGUUCUCCUGCUUGUUGGUCUAGUGGUUUACCUCAUAUUCUAGGUAGGUUUAAGAAGUCUGUGACAAGGUGUUUGUUGGACAGAAGAUUGGCUGGCAUUUAGGAAUAUUAUCUGAAAACUCUGCUUUUGCUGAGUCGGCAUGUCCUCUAACCAAUCUAUUUACUGAAGUGAUGUUCAACUCAAGGAGGAAGCAGAUUUAUUAUUGUAAAUAUUUUUAAAAUCUUGAGCAGAGAAGACUAAUUAGACUUAAUGUGUGGGUUUACACAUAUACAAACAGUCUGCCUGUUUAUGCCUAAGAAAUAGCUUGAUGAAAAGCCAGUGUCAUCCAUGAAAUAUUUUUCUUGUCUAAAGUAUGUUGAAGGAGGGGCACCUGGGUGACUCAGUUGGUUGAGUGUCUGACUCUUGAUUGCAGCCCAGGUAAUGAUUCCAGGGUCAUGGGAUCAAGCCCCGUGUCAGUCUCUGCACUGAGCUUGGAGCCUGCUUAAGAUUCUCUUUCUCCCUUUGCCCCUCUCCCCAGCUCCAGCUAUCCCUCUCUCUAAAAAUAAAAAAUAAAAAUAAAAAAUAUGUUGAAGGAUUUUUAAAAUAAGAGAAUCAAAUUUAUACUAAGAAUUAGUAUACAUAUAUAUAUUCUUUAGUUUUAAAACUUACAUACACUAUCUCAUUUAAAACUCAGAAUAAUCCUAUGAAUAAAUUUUCCAAAGGAAUCUAAGGUUCAGAGAGAGAAACUGACUAGUCUUAAGUCUUAAAGUUAGAGGAAGUGGCAGAGUCAAUUAAAAUUCAGUUUUCUGGUCUAUAAGUCCUGUAUCUUCUUUUUUUUUUUAAUCUUUAUUUAUUUUUGAGAGAGAGUGCGAGAGGAACAGAGAGGGACGGAGACACAGAAUCUGAAGCAGGCUCCCGGCUCUGAGCUGUCAGCAAAGAGCCUGACGUGUGGCUUGAACCCAUGAACUAUGAGAUCAUGAUCUGAGCCAAAGUCAGACGCUCAACUGACUGAGCCACCCAGGUGCCCCAAAGUCCUAUAUAUUCUUAUUUGCUGUACAGUGUGACUUUAAAGUUUUUUUGAGCAGUGACAGAUACUACCAUUUUCUCUGAAUGAAUCUUUGUAAAAAAUUAACUUUUAAUUCUUUUUUUAAUGUUGACUGGUUGUGAAUACUGAUAACCCACAUAUAUUUUUUCACUUAGUGUGGUUUUAUCCUAUAGAUGCCUUAGCUGCUAAUUAAGUUUCUUUUUCAUUAGGUAUCUCCUGCAUCUCAUGAACUCCUAAAAGUUAAUUGUCCUCCAUAAUACUGCCUUAAUCUCAAGUGAGCCACUAAUAUCGUUUGCUAUAUGCCAGUUUCUUUAGCAGUUAACUAGGAAGUUAUUUCAAUCUUGUGUAUUAAUUGAGUAUAAAGUACUGUACAAAGAUGUACAGUAUAGUAUAUAGUAUAGUACAACUAUACAGAGAUGACUAAAACAUCUUUAUACCUUAAGCAACCUAUUCUCUACUAGACUAGUACCUAAAACUUUCUUACUUUCCCGCUUUGCUAAACUUUCCAAUACAUGAUUUUCCUCAGCUAUAAAAAAAUGGUAUGCUUCAAAUUCCUGGGAGAGGAUUUUUUUAAAUAUUUGAUUUCCUCAGCAUUAUCUGUAAAAUGAAAAGAAAGUAAUAUGUAUAGCCAAAUGUACACUUAUGAGCUACUGUAUUGUGCAUAGAUUGGAAGUGUGCUGUGUAAAAUCUGUUUUUAUAUUGUAACUCUUACACUUUUUUUCCCCCAUUUUUCCCCUUAGAUUUCCUUCAUGGAUACAUUUCAUAGCAUUAUUAUGUGAUGUGAGAAGUUUUUUGUUUUUUGUUUUUUUGAAGUAACAUGGAUUUUAUACUACAGAAUCAAGAGAUUGGCUUUAUAGGAGAAAUUGAUUUAUAAAAAGUGGUACAGGUUUUUAUAGAUAACCAUGACAACAUCCCAUAUGAAUGGGCAUGUUACUGAGGAAUCAGACAGCGAAGUAAAAAAUGUUGAUCUUGCAUCACCAGAGGAACAUCAGAAGCAUCGAGAGAUGGCUGUUGACUGCCCCGGAGAUUUGGGCACCAGGAUGAUGCCAGUACGUCGAAGUGCACAAUUGGAACGUAUUCGGCAACAACAGGAAGACAUGAGGCGUAGGCGAGAGGAAGAAGGGAAAAAACAAGAACUUGACCUUAAUUCUUCCAUGAGACUUAAGAAACUAGCCCAAAUUCCUCCAAAGACUGGAAUAGAUAACCCUAUAUUUGAUACAGAGGAAGGAAUUGUCUUAGAAAGUCCUCAUUAUGCUGUGAAAAUAUUAGAAGUGGAAGACUUGUUUUCUUCACUUAAACAUAUCCAACAUACUUUGGUAGAUUCUCAGAGCCAGGAGGAUAUCUCACUGCUUUUACAACUUGUACAAAAUAAAGAUUUCCAGAAUGCAUUUAAGAUACACAACGCUGUCACAGUACACAUGAACAAGGCCAGUCCUCCUUUUCCUCUUAUCUCCAAUGCACAAGAUCUUGCACAAGAGGUACAAACUGUUUUGAAGCCAAUCCACCAGAAGGAAGGACAAGAAUUAACUGCUUUGCUGAAUGCUCCACAUAUUCAGGCACUUUUAUUGGCCCAUGAUAAGGUUGCUGAGCAGGAAAUGCAGCUAGAGCCCAUUUCAGAUGAGAGAAUUUAUGAAAGCAUUGGCCAAUAUGGAAGAGAAACUGUAAAAAUAGUUCGUAUCGAAAAGGCUCGAGAUAUUCCGCUGGGUGCUACAGUUCGUAAUGAGAUGGAUUCUGUCAUCAUUAGUCGGAUAGUAAAAGGAGGUGCUGCAGAGAAAAGUGGUUUAUUACAUGAAGGAGAUGAAGUUCUGGAGAUUAAUGGCAUUGAAAUUCGAGGGAAAGAUGUCAAUGAGGUUUUUGACUUGUUGUCUGAUAUGCAUGGUACUCUGACAUUUGUUCUGAUUCCCAGUCAACAGAUCAAGCCUCCUCCAGCCAAGGAAACAGUAAUCCAUGUGAAAGCUCAUUUUGACUAUGACCCCUCAGAUGACCCUUAUGUUCCGUGUCGAGAGUUAGGUCUAUCUUUUCAAAAAGGCGAUAUACUUCAUGUCAUCAGUCAAGAAGAUCCAAAUUGGUGGCAAGCCUAUAGAGAAGGGGACGAAGAUAAUCAACCUCUAGCUGGGCUUGUUCCAGGGAAAAGCUUUCAGCAGCAAAGGGAAGCUAUGAAGCAAACCAUAGAGGAAGAUAAGGAGCCAGAAAAAUCAGGAAAACUAUGGUGUGCAAAGAAGAAUAAAAAGAAGAGGAAAAAGGUUUUAUAUAAUGCAAAUAAAAAUGAUGAUUAUGACAAUGAAGAGAUCUUAACUUAUGAGGAAAUGUCACUUUAUCAUCAGCCAGCAAAUAGGAAAAGACCUAUCAUUCUGAUUGGUCCACAGAACUGUGGCCAGAAUGAAUUGCGUCAGAGGCUCAUGAACAAGGAAAAAGACCGCUUUGCAUCUGCGGUUCCUCAUACAACUCGGAGUAGGCGAGACCACGAAGUAGCUGGUAGAGAUUACCACUUUGUUUCACGGCAAGCAUUUGAGGCAGACAUAGCAGCUGGAAAGUUCAUUGAACAUGGUGAAUUUGAGAAGAAUCUGUAUGGAACCAGCAUAGAUUCUGUACGGCAAGUGAUCAACUCUGGCAAAAUAUGUCUUUUAAGUCUUCGUACACAGUCAUUGAAGACUCUCCGGAAUUCAGACUUGAAACCUUAUAUUAUCUUCAUUGCACCCCCUUCACAAGAGAGACUUCGUGCAUUAUUGGCCAAGGAAGGCAAGAAUCCAAAGCCUGAAGAAUUGAGAGAAAUCAUCGAGAAGACUAGAGAGAUGGAGCAGAACAAUGGGCACUACUUUGACACGGCAAUUGUGAAUUCAGAUCUUGAUAAAGCCUAUCAAGAAUUGCUUAGGUUAAUUAACAAACUCGAUACUGAACCUCAGUGGGUGCCAUCCACUUGGCUCAGGUGAGGGAAACAUCCGUUCUGUGGCGUGAUUGGACCUGAUCUGGCAGCCUACCACUAGGAAGAUAGCCUUGAUACUUCAGCAAGACCCUGAGUACAGGUGGAAGGCCAAAUAAGCUAUUCUUUGAUCUCAAACUAGGGAGAAGAAAAUCCCCUUAGGCAAUUUGUUCAUAGCGGUUAUUAUUCUGUAUACAUGGCUUCAGAGGUUCUUGGCUCCUUUGGGGAUUCUAAAUGGAAGCUUUCAACAGACCAGUUCCAUUUUAUCCAUGUAAAAACUUUAAUUCUGUUUUCACCUAACUAAAUCUUUUCUGCCUGGCCCUAGUUCCAUGAAAAACUUGUGGGACUAUACCCAACGGGCCAUAUCUCACAUAGUUAUAAAUAUUGAUGCUAUUUAACAGUUAAAGGACUUUGUGGGAAUUGGGGGGAUGGGGACUGUGCUUCUGUGCACUGGGCAAGACAGUAUUUGGUUAGAAGGCUGGUUUUGUCAUCAGAAAUCGUUUCCUGGGGAUUCCUAGCUGGCUCAGUUGGUGGAGCAUGAGACUGUUGAUCUCUGGAGCACCACACUGGGUGUAGAGAUACUUUAAAAAAUGUGUUUUCCUGAAAAGUAAGAAAAAUGGUGCCACUUUGGUCUCAAGCUACUCUGUUAGGCUUGAAUUCAUUUGUGUGUCUUUUAAUUCUUAAAACAUUCCGUUAGAAACAUCAGUUUUUUAGCUACUUUGUGGAUCAGAUUUCACUGCACAUUCAACAGAUUCUGAUCUAGUUAAACUUACACAGCAUAUGCUGAUCUUUUUAAAACUGUCACAACUGAUUCUAUAACCUUGCUUUCUUUAAUCGUAUAGUACAAUAGAAUGUAUAAGUUACACUUAUGAAUGGCAGAUGGUCAUAAACUGUUGAUCGUUUCUUCCUCAUGAUGCAAGUAGUUUUUCAUAUUCAUGAGAAGACAGCACAUUCGACAGUUUUUGCAUUUUUAUACAUGAGCACAGUAGAAUUUGAGGACUAUGCCAUAUAGGUAAUAAACUGGAAUUCUGUGAUGAAUAUAGCUGCUGUACUGUAUACUGAUAUUUAAUAGAUUGACAAAUGGUUAUUGAUAACACUCAUUCAGCAUUGGAAUAAAACUAUAUCCAAGGGGAAAUGCUAGAACAAUUGACUUUGAGAUCACAAGGAAAGGAUGACCUGAAAGUCAUUUGAGCAUUGUAGGAAAAGAACUUGGGGGGGGGGGGGGGGGGCGGGUUAAGCAUAUAGAAACAGGUUUUUAUCCUAUCACGUUCUGCCUCUUAUGACCAGAAUGCAGCAGCUUGCUACACCAUAAAUGUUUAAGCUAAUGGGAUUUUCAUACUAUCUCUAUAGCUGUAGCUUUAAAUUUUAACUUCUGUAAUUGGCAUGGAAAGUUAUUUUGUAGUCUUUUCAAGCCUUUAGGGAUGGUGUGAUGUGUGUCAAAUGACCUCAAAUGUGAAUGUCUUGAUUUUAUUUUUAUGAUGACUUUAGCUACAGCAUUUCCUGUUCCCAAAGCUAAACACUGGAAUAACAUGGAGUUGUCACUUAAUUUAACAUAAGCAAUUGUUUUUAAGGUGUUUUUCUUGGUGUCGUGUAUGUAUUUGAUUUCUGUGUAAUUUUAUUUGAACAAAUGUAGAUAGUUUAUGUUGCUGUUUCCUGUUCAAAUUUGCAUGGCCUUGAAGUUGGCUGCAAUGUGUCUUAUGUGGAAAUUCUUCCUAAGGAAAGGUUAUCUUGAAAGUAACAUUCCUGGGUUAAGGGAAGGAAUGCCACACAUACUAUUUUUCAGGUCUGAAACACUCCAGCUUCGGGCAGUGAAAACCAAGGAAUAUUAGCACUUAACUCUUCAGUUCUCCAGUGUACCUUUCAUUCCUUAGGCGAAAGUAGUCUGUGGUAGACAGUGGAGUUUUUUGAGCUGCUUUUCAUAAGACUGUUUUCAGCCCUAGCAUCUAAAAUGGUGGCAGUUUAAGUAGCUCUUGUGCCAGUUCCUAAGCCUGCAGGCUUUAAAAGCAAAUCUCUUACCAAGGCACAUGCCAUGUCAAAGUAUACUUUUUGAGGGUCAGUGAAGUCCUAUAGAUCUCAUUAGCACUGGUAGAGGGAUAGAAAUGUUCACAUCCCAAACUUUUUUCAGUCCCAGUAACAUGGAUGUAUCGUGUUGAUAUUCAACAGAGCAUCCCCCUACACAAAGUGAAAACUUAGUUGUUUUUGACUUCCUUAAAAAAAAAAACAAAAAACCUUGUUAUACACCCAGUUGUCUAACUGCUCUGGCCACAGUUCACUUCCUGUCCCUUGUGGUUCUGAUUGGCGACUCCAGUGUGGGAGAGGUCUUAUCCACUUAUAGAAUGGUAUCAAUAGCUAUAAAAAUGCAUAUUAGUUCAAAUAAGGAAAUCUCUUCCUUUGCUAAAUUUUCAUAAGUCACAACAACUGGAAAGGAAAACAGUACUUAACACUAAUUCAGAUUUGCUUUAUAUGAAAAAUGUAAUGUCUGGAUUUUUUUUCCUUAUGGCCUAAGGAAUAUUGAUAAGGAAUAAUUUGAAUGUAAUUUUCUGAAUGUGUAUGGAAAAUACAAACCAGGGAUUUAGCCUUAAUAAAAGGUAACCAUUCUUGACAUCUAUUGUUAAUCCUCCUUUGUACUCUUAUCUCAUAUCUGCACUCUUAUUUUGAGUUGUCCUACUGCACACUGUCUUGUAAAAACAAAAGUAAAAUUAUAUUUCAAAUAAAACCAUUGAGUAA
Molecule: messenger RNA, 21457 nt
Organism: Acinonyx jubatus (cheetah)
Lineage: Eukaryota; Metazoa; Chordata; Mammalia; Carnivora; Felidae
Gene: PALS1
Product: protein associated with LIN7 1, MAGUK p55 family member
Exons: 13
Coding region: 16713-18740 (675 amino acids)
Biological process (GO): establishment or maintenance of epithelial cell apical/basal polarity; establishment or maintenance of polarity of embryonic epithelium; generation of neurons
Cellular component (GO): adherens junction; plasma membrane
Molecular function (GO): protein binding
Source: RefSeq, a predicted model, not a curated record